Messenger RNA from Myripristis murdjan (pinecone soldierfish), 1263 nucleotides. RefSeq names its product CD209 antigen-like protein E. Lineage: Eukaryota; Metazoa; Chordata; Actinopteri; Holocentriformes; Holocentridae. Bases 129 to 764 code for a protein of 211 amino acids. The record is from RefSeq and is a predicted model, not a curated record. The transcript is spliced from 5 exons.
AUCAGGAUUAAAUGUGCACAUCAAAACAUCAGGAGUGGAGCAGAGCAGUGUGAGAAAUAGCUACGACCUGUGAAGCAGAGCAAAAAUAUUCACAGUAUAGAGAGAAAACCUAUGUAUAGGCUUCAUUAAUGUCUGGGAACAUGUGCACUAAGCCAGGCGUCUUCACAGGGGGCCGACUUGAUGUGGAUGAGAAGGAGGAAAAGGUGGUGGACAUUUAUGUCCGUGGAGAGUCCGUGAUAGUUUAUGAGAACCCCUGGGUGGAGGGCGCUCCACCUCCAAACAUCCCAGCCACUGCCAGGGAUCGCCUUCCAGAUGUUGAUACCAGCUGCAAAGCCGUGACUGAAGAGAGAGACCGGAGAGAGAGUAAUAUCAAUCAACACGCCCUGCAAGGAUGGUUGUACUUCAACAACAGCUUGUACUACUUUUCUUCAGCCAGGAAAACCUGGAACGACAGUAGACAAGACUGUCAGAGCAGAGGUGCCGACCUGGUGAUUAUCAACAGCAGAGAGGAACAGGAGUUCACAGGGCAGCUCAAGAAGCUGACUUGGAUUGGACUGACUGACAGCGAGACAGAGGGAAUAUGGAAAUGGGUGGAUGGGACACCGCUGACCACAAGCUACUGGGGCCCUGGGGAGCCUAACAGUGAUGGAGGCAGAAAUGAAGACUGUGGAGAAAUCAGGUUCCAUGAUAGGAGAAACAGCUGGAAUGAUGAAUCAUGUGGCAGUUCAAAUUUCUGGAUCUGUGAGAAGCCGGCCGACCCAUAACUCAGAAUCUGAACCUGCUGGAGGACAGGAAGAUAAGAUGCAUCUGUUGUUUCCAACCGGACUGUGAAUGCAUUGCUGAAACGCUGAGGCUAUCGCUGGAAAAAUGGCUCAUUAGAGACAUGCAAUGGCAUAAAUGCAUACAAUCAUACAUUCAUGUGCACAAACAUACACACACAAACACAUAUUUGCAAUUAAGUUUAUUGCUUUGAUGACUGAACGUCAUGAAAUCACAGGUAUAAUAUCAGCCAUACCCACUUUCAUUGCUAAAUAAAUGUUUUAUGUCCUUGGUUGUCAUGAUAGACAUAAUUUCUACUUUUAUUUAAAUCCACAAAUGUUUCAGCAAAUUAUUAAGUGUAAAGUAAGAACAGAUCAAAUGCAUCCUAUGAUCUCCAAAAUGUUCAGAGUUGUGUUGUUUAGGAGCUACACCCUAAUGUAGAUGUGACUUAUUUAUUUUGUUAUAUAAAUGUAUUUCACUUUGCUAUGACCAUAUUUUAUUCAC